UUUAUUGAUUUUUAAAUGACUCCUGUCGAAGGGGAAUCCUACAGGCCUCCGAAUAUCGAUGGCAAGGUCCAGUUCGAACAAGCCGUCCCCAUGCCUAAAUUACCUCAGUUGGAAACAUGCUGCUGUUGCUGCACCACAGAAACGGGGAGCAAGAUCAUUGGCUGGUUGAUGACGAUAGUAUAUAUUUUCAUGACAAUUACAACUGGCUUCUGGCUAGUUUCAGCAGCGAUGCAUGUUGGUGAAGAAAUACCUACAUCACCCGACAACAGCACUCCACCCUAUAAGAUUGAAAAAAUUGAUGUCUGGCAGGCGGCUAUAGGGUUUGGUCUCUCUUUGCUGUCAUUGGUACUUGGCAUCUACCUUUUACUUGGUAUAGCAAAGAGGAACAUGAGUUACGUCAAGGUUUGGUUGACUUUUAUGACGAUCUACCUCGUCAUCUUUGCAUUCUUUCUCGUCCUGACUGUAGUACAAAGUAUCUCAUCUCAUAGCGUCGGUCCUCUUGUCAUGGAGUUAAUUAAUUUCUGUAUUUUGUCAUAUUGUGUUCUUGUGGUGUACAGCUUUUACAGAGAUCAGAGACAAAGCCCCUCUGCAAACUACUAAAAUAUAAAUUUUACCCUUUUUUUAUUAAUACUUUUAACUCUCUAUUAUGUAAAAAAAAAUAUUUUCUGUAAAUUGUAUUAAUUUUUUUCAGCAUAUUAAUGUAUGUCUUAUAUAUCGCUAAUUAAACGAUUACCUGUAAUUUUUUUUGUGCUUAAAAUGGCCAAUAUAAAAG
Molecule: messenger RNA, 772 nt
Organism: Cimex lectularius (bed bug)
Lineage: Eukaryota; Metazoa; Arthropoda; Insecta; Hemiptera; Cimicidae
Exons: 6
Coding region: 16-600 (194 amino acids)
Source: RefSeq, a predicted model, not a curated record